UUUUGGUCUGGCUCGAUGACGCAAUCAGGAAGUAGGUGGCUGUUUACCUGGAAGCUCGUUGACUAGCAGGAACAGUUAUCCCUGCGAAAAGGAGAGUUCAGUAAUAUAUUUAACAAUGUCUAGACUCUUUUUGCCAAAUCGUUUCUGUGCCAAAUGUAACCUAACAGCGCGCGAGUCUAUUUUGUUAUCACUGCGAGCAGGAGCGCGAGCCAAGCAGUCGCGGUCAGAUAAGCUGAGUGUUUUGAUUCAGCCACAAAGAGGAUAUGUCGGAGGGGCACGCUCAGAUUUCUUUAAACAUAGGUCAAAGUCCAGGAUCUGGAUAUGUGGUGUUGGUGCGGGGAUCACUUUAGCUGUCGGACUGAAAUGUCUCGCAGACACAAGCAACAGUUCCUGUGAUGCUGAAGUAAUUGAUCCCCAGAAAACUGAUCGAUACAGUGAAGCAAUAAAAGUUAGCAGGGACCUUUUGGAUCGGAUAAAGGUAGGCACUGAGGUUGAGGUCGGGGCUCCAGGACUCGUGAUUGGGGUCUCUGUGAAUGGUGCUCCUGUCUGGAGUGAAGGGAUCGGUUAUGCUGAUUUGGAGAACCGUGUGCCAUGCAGCCCAGACACGGUGAUGCGAAUCGCCAGCAUCAGUAAGCCCCUCACAUCUGCAGCAGCUGCACGUCUGCGUGAGGAGGGGAAAUUGGAUCUUGACGUCCCUGUCCAGCAAUAUGUCCCGGAAUUUCCCCAGAAACAAUUUGAUGGACAGGAUGUCACGAUAACACCUCGUAUGCUUCUGUCCCACCUUAGUGGUAUUCGGCAUUAUGAGAAGGAUGCAAAGAAAGUAAGGGAGGACAAGGAGAAAGCUAAGCGACUUCUAAAGCCACCAACAAAAGAAAAAGAGGAUGACAAGAGCUCAUCUGAAAACAAAGAUAAACUCACUGCAACAGAACAGAACAGUAAACGCAAAGAAAAUGCUCAAUCCCAGAAGAAAAAAGAGUUUGAGCAAGAAGAAUAUUACUUAAAAGACAACUUUGAAUGUGUCACCCAGGCCCUGGACCUCUUUAAGGAUGACCCUCUCAUUUUCAAACCAGGCACAACCUUCCUGUACUCCACCCAUGCCUUCACCCUUCUCAGCGCUGUAAUGGAGCAAGCUGCAGGUCAACGCUUCCUGAAUCUAAUGCUGAACAUGUUUCGAGAGCUGGGAAUGCUCAAUACUCUGGCUGAUGAGAAUGACCCUAUCAUUUACCAUCGCUCCAGAUAUUAUCAUCUCAACAAGAAGGGACGUGUUGUGAACUGCCCGUAUGUAGACAACUCCUACAAGUGGGCCGGAGGCGGCUUCCUCUCCACUGUAGGCGACCUGCUCCUAUUUGGUAACGCUCUGCUCUACAGCUACCAGGUGGCCCACCUAAAAGACACCAAAGGCCUUCUCCCUGGCUUCCUCAAACCACAAACAUCCAUUGAUCUGUGGGCACCAGCUGACCUGACAGAGGCCAGCUGGGAUAAGGAUGGACUGUACGCCCAAGGCUGGUUAGUUGUGGAGAAAGCACAGAAAUACGGCCAGUGCAGGAAGCGCAGACAUUACGUAUCACACACAGGAGGAGCUGUGGGAGCCAGCAGUGUCCUCCUGGUCUUACCCAGUGAGGAGAUAAACCAGUGCCAAGGACAGACCCCACUCCUCCCACAAGGGGUGGUGGUCACCAUCAUCGCUAACAUGCAGUCUGUAGGACUCAACAACACUGCACUGAAAAUUGCACAUGAGUUUGAUAAAGCCAAAUGCCUGUAAGAGGAAGUUUUUUACAGACACACAAAAGUUUACAUUUAACUGGUUUUACAUGAUUUUAUGUGGUUUUCAUAAAGCUUUUAAAUAACUCCAGAGAAUGUCUGAAGAAAUAAAAUUAAGCUAAACAUGCA
Molecule: messenger RNA, 1890 nt
Organism: Notolabrus celidotus (New Zealand spotty)
Lineage: Eukaryota; Metazoa; Chordata; Actinopteri; Labriformes; Labridae
Gene: lactb
Product: lactamase, beta
Exons: 6
Coding region: 116-1762 (548 amino acids)
Source: RefSeq, a predicted model, not a curated record